Molecule: messenger RNA, 1984 nt
Organism: Myotis daubentonii (Daubenton's bat)
Lineage: Eukaryota; Metazoa; Chordata; Mammalia; Chiroptera; Vespertilionidae
Gene: PLA2G5
Product: phospholipase A2 group V
Biological process (GO): phospholipid metabolic process; arachidonate secretion; negative regulation of T cell proliferation
Molecular function (GO): calcium ion binding; phospholipid binding
Source: RefSeq, a predicted model, not a curated record
GGGGUGCAGACUUCCUUGAAAACACCAGCAUUUGGGGGCCGACAGAGAGGGGAGCUGAGUAGCAGGAACACAGAUGACAGGGCGGCCCCUUGGAAUUCAGAGGGAGAGUUUUGAGACGAGAGGAGAUGGUCAGCAGGAUGGAGUGCCCGAGAGACUGAGGGGUGAAGUCCAGGCUUGGGCAACCCCAGGCUUUGGGGGAUCCCUAAGAGCCGGCUGGGGGACGCAGCUGGAACCAGGCAGCAAAGGGUUCAGAAGGGAGCGGGCGAUGAGUAAGUGGAGGCUUCUCUGUCCAGAAACUGGGCUUUUGCAGGAAACAGAAACUGGAGAGAGGUCAGCAGAGAACUUCAGAGAUGAAGGGGAUCCUCACACUGGCUUGGUUCCUGGCUUGCAGUGUGCCCGCUGUGUCAGGCGGCCUGCUAGAACUGAAGUCCAUGAUUGAGAAGGUGACGGGGAAGAACGCCCUGAUGAACUAUGGCUUCUACGGCUGUUACUGUGGCUGGGGCGGUCGAGGGACCCCCAAGGAUGUCACUGAUUGGUGCUGUUGGAUACAUGACCACUGCUAUGGGCUGCUGGAGGAGAAAGGCUGCAACAUCCGGACACAGUCCUACCAAUACAGUGUCUCACGGGGCCUGGUCACCUGUGAGCUGGGCCCCCCCUGCCAGAUGAAGCUCUGCUCCUGCGACCGGAAGCUCGCCUACUGCCUGAAGAGAAACCUGAAGAGCUACAACCCUGGUUACCAAUACUUCCCCAACUUCCUCUGCACCUAGUGACCCGCAGUGAGCGCCGCCAGACCAUGGCUUCUGCCCCCUUCUCCUGCCACAUGGGACUCACUGGUGCUGCUGGGCCGCUGAGAGGGCUCCCAGGUCUGGCUCCUGGUUCUUUCCUGAUGGUCCACUGGGCUUGGAGGAGCCCGUAGCCUCUCCUCACCCUCAUCCCCAGAGAGCGACUGGUCAUAGGACCUGACCAAGUCAAGGUUCCUGGCUCACUCCUAACGCCAGGCCAGUCGUCCUCGCCUCUGAAGAUAGGGCCCGUCUCCAGGAGGAACACUUUCCUGGGAUGCAUUUCCGGUUUCUGCCUCCCUCUAGAGAAUUGUACUCAAGGAGAAGCUAAAUUGACUCCAUAAAUCUGCCAUGUGUAUAUUAAAUAGCAUUUCUCCUGAAGACUAAUACACGCCACACAGGCAUAUCCCUCUGCUGCGGGGAUUGCCUGUGUCUCUCUCGCUGCCACUGGGCCACUAAGCUCAAAGUUAACCACAUUCUCUCAGAGACAGAAGGUGAGCAUCAGUAAGUAGAAGGUUUUCUGAGAUGAGUGUCAAGCCUUCUUUGGGGUUCAUCUCCUCAAAUCUUGAGGGUCCCCUGGAGCUAAGCAUUGGGUCUCAUUUUUCCUUGAGGGGGUGGAGAGAAGGUGAUUGACAGUUAUGCCAGCCUGGGCUUCCAGGUCAGAGAGGGCCAUGUUCAAAUUCCAGCUACAUUGAUGUGAGAGAGAAGCAAUAGGCUGCCUCCUGCACACACCCCGACCAGAGAUCGAGCCUGGGCAUGUGCCCCAACCAGCCACCUUUCGGUGCACCGACCAACCGACGCUCAACCAACUGAGCCACACUGGCCGGGCUCUAACAUUGUCUUUUUUUAAAAAAAGAAACCGUAAUGUUUCUUGCGAUGUAAAUUGGAAAGCCCGAAGCCACCUUGAUGCUGACACAGAGAUGCUAAGAUGCUGGGAUUUCACAGAGCAGAACGUUUUCUUACAUAGGGUUCAGCUAUGGGGUUUAUUUUUACCAAGUAAGGCCAUUGAGAGCCCCAACUCAUCUAGUAUUUGUAAAUGAAUACUGAGACAGCAGGAAGAAAGGACAUAUUUUAAAACAAAGGAGAGUCCCGCCCAAGAAAAGACCUUUGGCUUCUUUCCACCGACAAACCUCCAAAUAGCCACAUGAUAAAUGGGAUCUAUAUUUAAAAAGCGCCAAUGUUCAACAUUUUCUAAAUAAAAUUUG